Molecule: messenger RNA, 1028 nt
Organism: Salvia miltiorrhiza (redroot sage)
Lineage: Eukaryota; Viridiplantae; Streptophyta; Magnoliopsida; Lamiales; Lamiaceae
Product: 60S ribosomal protein L15
Exons: 4
Coding region: 165-779 (204 amino acids)
Biological process (GO): cytoplasmic translation
Cellular component (GO): cytosolic large ribosomal subunit; ribosome
Molecular function (GO): structural constituent of ribosome; RNA binding
Source: RefSeq, a predicted model, not a curated record
AUUUCAUUGCAACUGUAGUUUGGCCCAGCAAUACGAAGCAAGUUUAUAACGUCGGCCCAAAUCGUCUUUAGAAAAUCUCUAAAACUAAAACCCUAGCUGACUCACUGCCAUAUAAUCUCACUUCGCCAUCAAAUUUUCUCAACUGCAGCAGCGACGACACAACCAUGGGUGCCUACACUUAUGUAUCGGAGCUAUGGAAGAAGAAGCAAUCCGAUGUGAUGCGGUUCCUGCUUAGGGUUCGCUGCUGGGAGUACCGACAGCUUCCUGCUGUUGUACGUGUAACCCGCCCCACACGGCCCGACAAGGCCCGACGCCUUGGCUACAAGGCCAAGCAGGGGUAUGUAGUAUACCGAGUUCGUGUUAGACGUGGUGGACGAAAGAGGCCUGUUUCAAAGGGUAUUGUGUACGGUAAGCCCACAAAUCAGGGAGUUACUCAGCUGAAGUUCCAACGCAGCAAAAGGUCUGUUGCUGAGGAGCGUGCUGGCCGUAAAUUGGGUGGUCUAAGGGUUCUGAGUUCUUACUGGAUCAAUGAGGACUCUACAUACAAGUAUUUUGAAGUAAUAUUGAUUGAUCCAGCUCACACUACUAUCCGCAAUGACCCGCGUAUCAACUGGAUUUGCAACCCAGUCCACAAACACAGAGAGCUUCGAGGGCUUACAUCUGCGGGAAAGAAGUACAGGGGUCUCAGGGGCAGGGGCCACUUGCACCACAAAGCUCGUCCUUCGAGAAGGGCGACAUGGAAGAGAAACCAGACCCUUUCCCUUCGCCGUUACCGUUGAUCUUGAACAUUUUUGGGUUUUCGAUAUCAAACUCCAAAUGUGGUUUCUGUGUUGUAGGAGUUUCGCACAAUUUUUAGGAGUCUUUUGAGUUUAUCUGUUGAGCGUGUAUUGCAGAUUUAUUGUUAUUGAACUAUUCUCUUUGAAUCUCUAUUUGCAUUUAAAAUUAUACUUAUCAACAGUGUAGGCCAGACAUUUGGCUGUUAAUUUAAUUUAGCAGCUGUUGCUGGUGGCUUAAUUCGUUUUCUUGAA